Hyla sarda is the source of this 1810-nucleotide messenger RNA. Its product is annotated as multidrug and toxin extrusion protein 1-like. Bases 1 to 1686 code for a protein of 561 amino acids. The record is from RefSeq and is a predicted model, not a curated record. Gene Ontology annotation, cellular component: membrane. Lineage: Eukaryota; Metazoa; Chordata; Amphibia; Anura; Hylidae. Gene Ontology annotation, molecular function: antiporter activity; xenobiotic transmembrane transporter activity. The transcript has 17 exons. Gene Ontology annotation, biological process: xenobiotic detoxification by transmembrane export across the plasma membrane.
AUGGAGCAUGAUAUCAUUAUGAAGGAUCAGCUGAAUGGAAUAAUGCAAAGAUUUUCUCAACUUCUACACAAACACUGUAGUGCUUUUCUGCAAAGAAUACGCCAGACUAUCCCACCUAAUCCCAUAGCUGAAGUUAAGCAGCUAUGUGGGUUAGCAGGACCUUUGAUUCUCUCGCAGAUGCUGUGUUUCAUGAUCAAUAUUGUCAGCUCCAUAUUCUGUGGUCACCUGGGCAAAGAAGAGCUUGAUGCAGUGACUCUUGCUAAUGCAGUCAUUUCAGUCACUGGCCUUUCAGUAGGACUUGGCUUAUCUUCAGCAUGUGACACAUUCAUAUCACAGAUAUUUGGAGGUACAAAUCUAAAGUUAAUUGGUAUUGUUCUGCAGCGUGGUAUCCUCAUACUACUACUGGCUUGCUUUCCAUGUUGGGCACUUUUUAUAAAUACAGAGAAUAUUCUACUACUUUUCAGACAAGACCCAAAGGUUGCACGUCUAGCAGAAGAAUAUGUUCUGGUUUUUAUCCCUGCUCUUCCAGCUGCAUUUUUAUAUCAACUAGAAGCACGAUAUUUACAAAAUCAAGGAAUUGUUAAAACACAGAUCAUUACCAGCUUUAUAGCAAAUGUUAUAAAUGCACUCGUGAAUUAUAUCUUUCUCUUUCAACUGGAACUUGGAGUCAUAGGAUCAGCAUGGGCUAAUACUUUUGCACAGUUUUCUCAAGCCACAAUCCUAUUUUUAUAUAUUCGAGUGAAGAGACUACAUGUAAAUACCUGGGGAGGUUGGUCUAUAGAGUGUUUACGAGACUGGAACUCCUUUGUAGUACUGGCUGUGCCAAGUAUGCUCAUGGUAUGCAUAGAGUGGUGGACGUAUGAAAUUGGCAGUUUCCUUGUAGGUCUGAUAGGUGUGGUGGAGCUCGGUGCUCAGUCUGUUAUAUAUCAAGUGGUGACCAUAGCAUACAUGAUUCCAUAUGGUAUAGGUAUGGCUACCAGUGUACGAGUAGGCAAUGCACUUGGUGCGGGGGAUAUUGAACAGGCAAAGAAGUCCAUGAUGCUUGCUUUUCUCAUCACAGCUGUUUUUAUCAUAAUAGACAUAAUCUUGCUUGCUGCGUUGAAGAAUGUAUUUUCAUAUGUAUUCACUGGUGAUGGAGAAAUUGCUGCUCUUGUAUCUGAUGUUAUACCUGUAUAUCUUGUGUUCCACCUAUUUGAAUGUAUUGCUUGUGUAUCCAGUGGAGUAUUAAGAGGGAUAGGACGACAGAAGAUUGGUGCCAUUAUCUUUGCCAUUGGCUAUUACAUACUUGGACUGCCAGUUGCUGUUGCUCUUAUGUUUGCAGCCAAUCAAAGCAUUAAAGGUCUUUGGUAUGGAAUGAUCCUCUGUGGAGUGUUUCUGUCUGCGUUUUUCACUAUCUACCUCCUCAGAGUGAGCUGGAAAGAUAUUGCAUUUGAAGCUCAGGAACGAGCAGGAAUGACUUGCAAGGAGAAUAUUAGUUCAGUGGAAUAUAAUGAAUCCGGCAUUACAUUAUCAAAGGUUACAGCUGAGAAGACUGAAGUACCUCAACAGCCCUCCCAAGAAGAACCAGUGGUCUGCAAUAAACUUUUACCAACAAAAGAAGUAAUUGUCAUACGUGGACUAACUCUGGCGCUGGCCAUUGCUGUGCUCUUAACAGGAGUUCUGGUUAAAGUGUGGACAUCUUACUAGAGGAAGACCCAAGAAGGCUAAUAAACUAGUCAUAGGCUAGGUGUCCACACAGGUUUUUCUGUGGCAUUUUUUGGAAAACUGCCACUGCAGUUUUUGAGCAAAAGUCAGAAGUGGAUCCAGCAGG